AUGCACCGGAGCCACGCAUCGACCACCGAAAGUUAUCCAAAACCAGCGGCAAACCAGGAGGGGAGCCAAGCAAGCAGCCGCGCGACCAUGAAGUGCUGGUGCACACAUGCGCCCAAGGGAGCAAUGGCGACGCCGCUCUCCAGCCCCUUCUCCGUCACCACCCUCCGGGCCCCGCUCUGGCACGGCCGCCUCCACGCACCGCCGCUGCCUCCCCUCCGCGCAAGCUCCGGCGAUGACGCCGCCGGGCCGGAGACGCCGGCCCCGGUCGCCACCGCCCCCGCCGCCGACGAGGAGUUCGAGAAGCGCGUGCUGCAGCUGAAGUCCCGCGUCGGGCCCAAGAAGCGGGGCAGCGCCGGGGCGCGCAAGAGGAAGGCCGCCGCCGAGUCCAACGCCGUCACGCUGCCGCCGGUGCCGCUGCGGGAGCCACGGUCGGCGCUUGGCCUGCCCGUGGAGUUCGGCUUCACCGCCUACAGCGAGCGGCUCAACGGCCUGCUGGCCACGGUGGGCCUCACCGCGCUGCUACUGGUGGAGCUCGGCUCCGGCAAGUCGCUGGUCAAGUACCACCAGGCGCCCACGCUGUUCCUGCAGGUGUACACGAUCGUCGCGGCGGGCACCGUGUACGUCAAGUACGAGAAGGAGCGGAUCAGCGUCUGGCCGGCGCCGGCGCCGCCCAAGGCGCCGACGAGCGGCGAAUAA
Molecule: messenger RNA, 696 nt
Organism: Triticum turgidum subsp. durum (durum wheat)
Lineage: Eukaryota; Viridiplantae; Streptophyta; Magnoliopsida; Poales; Poaceae
Source: the annotation of a GenBank genome assembly